This is a messenger RNA of Diceros bicornis minor, 2177 nucleotides long. It is a transcript of the gene CALM3, whose product is annotated as calmodulin 3. The record is from RefSeq and is a predicted model, not a curated record. The transcript has 6 exons. Bases 123 to 572 code for a protein of 149 amino acids. Gene Ontology annotation, molecular function: calcium ion binding. NCBI's taxonomy places the organism in Eukaryota, Metazoa, Chordata, Mammalia, Perissodactyla, Rhinocerotidae.
GCGGCGCGCGCUGCGGGCAGUGAGUGUGGAGGCGCGGACGCGCGGCGGAGCUUGAGCUGCUGCAGCUGCUGCCGCCGCCGGAGGAACCUCAUCCCCGCGCUCCGGACACCCCGGGCCUCGCCAUGGCUGACCAGCUCACAGAGGAGCAGAUCGCAGAGUUCAAGGAGGCCUUCUCCCUCUUCGACAAGGAUGGAGAUGGCACCAUCACCACGAAGGAGUUGGGGACAGUGAUGAGAUCCCUAGGACAAAACCCUACAGAAGCGGAGCUGCAGGACAUGAUCAAUGAGGUGGACGCAGAUGGGAACGGGACCAUUGACUUCCCGGAGUUCUUGACCAUGAUGGCCCGGAAGAUGAAGGACACGGACAGUGAGGAGGAGAUCCGAGAGGCCUUCCGUGUCUUUGACAAAGACGGCAACGGCUACAUCAGCGCCGCAGAGCUGCGUCACGUGAUGACGAACCUAGGGGAGAAGCUGACCGACGAGGAAGUGGACGAGAUGAUCAGAGAGGCUGACAUCGAUGGCGACGGCCAGGUCAAUUAUGAAGAAUUUGUCCAGAUGAUGACCGCGAAGUGAAGGCCCCCGGGCAGCUGGCGAUGCCCGUUCUCUCCAUCUCUCUCUUCUCGCGCGCGCACUGUCUCUCUUCUGACUCCCCUGCGUCCCCCGGUUCUAGCAAUUACCACCGGAUUGACUGAGAAUCUGAUAAAGCAACAAAAGAUGUGUCCUAAGCUGCAUGACUGCUCUUUCUCCUUCCUCCCCGAGUCCCCUCCCGCGCCCCUCAUCUCCUCCUUCCGCCCUCCCCCCUCCCAUCCGCAUCUUCCAAGGCCUGAUGCAUUCAUAAGACGAGCCCCCGUCCCCUGCCCGGGAGCCUCUGCCCUCCUCCCCCAGCCCGGGUGGCUCUCCUCCGUCUCGGUUUGUUUCCUUUCGUCUGCCAUCUUAUGCUGGGUGCUGGGGUGGCUGCCAGCCCCGGCCCGGGACUUGCUAGGGAGGGGCCGAGGCCCUCACCCGGCCAGAAGAGCAUGCCUUUCGUGUUGCAUGCAACCAACCCUGUGACCCCGUGUGCAAAUCCCAGCAGUCUUGGGGGGCAGGGGUGCCAAGAGAGGCAUUCCAGAAGCACCGAGGGGGAUUGAGGAGUCGUGGUGUUGACUGGAUGUGGCCCAGGACGGGAUCGAGGGGCACGGGAGUCUUGGAAGCUGGCAUUCUUGUACCGCUUGAGGAGGCCAACGCUAAGGGACGGCCAGAGUGGACCCCCCUGGAUCCCGUGGCUGCUCUUCUGAAACCAUCGGAUUGGCUUCCUGAGGGUGGGCUGGCAGGGGCGGGGCUGCCCAGUGGCCACUCUGCAAAUUGUCUGUGCCCACGUUCCUGAAGCAUCUUUGCGAGCUGGUCUGUGAAUACCUGGUGCUAACAUCCCGUGCCACCCCCUCACGACGCACCUGCCCACCCACAUUGAGAUCCCCUCGGGGGGACGGAUGUGGGGACGGUUGCUUUGUCAUGUCUUGGUUGUCCUUUUGUUUUUCCUUUAUGCCCCUUCAAACUUGCAUUUUGUCCAAAACCACGCCGGGCUAGUUGAAGGGUGGGGAGAGGGAAGAUGCGCCCCACCACGCUCUCGAGAGGACACACCUGCAAUAAAACAACCCUGUCGGCUAGCUGCCCUGAGGGCCGGCAGCCGGCCUCUCCCGCUUCUCUGUGGCGACUUGGCUGGCUUCCACCAUCUGUGCUGUCUCUGCCCGCCUCUCCCUGCCUCUCCCCUCGCCCACCUGCCUGCCCCCACACCCCCGCGCGGAGAGCAUGAUCCGCGGCCUUGCUUCUGACUUUCGCCUCUGGGACAAGUAAGUCAACGUGGGCAGUUCGGUCGUCUGGAUUUUUUUCCUUUUUCUGUUCAUUUCAUCUGCCCCACCCCCCGCCAACCCAAGUUGAUCGAGUGGCUUCUCCUGGGACCUGGCCAGCUUUGAGAGUCUCUCCUCAUCACCCUCUGGCACCCAGCCUCUGAGGGAGGGGCGUAGUGGGAGACCCCGCCAAGAGCUGAGGGUAAGGGCAGGUAGGCGUGAGGCUGUGGACGUUUUCGGAGUGUUUCGGUUUUGGUUUUGUUUUGUUUUUUAAACCGGGCAAUAUUGUGUUCAGUUCAAGCUGUGAAGAAAAAUAUAUAUCAAUGUUUUCCAAUAAAAUACAGUGACUACCUGA